Molecule: messenger RNA, 711 nt
Organism: Pistacia vera
Lineage: Eukaryota; Viridiplantae; Streptophyta; Magnoliopsida; Sapindales; Anacardiaceae
Exons: 6
Coding region: 1-711 (236 amino acids)
Biological process (GO): transcription by RNA polymerase II; transcription initiation at RNA polymerase II promoter
Cellular component (GO): transcription factor TFIIF complex
Source: RefSeq, a predicted model, not a curated record
AUGUCCUGCAUUGGUCUCUCGCUCUUUCAGCCUUUUCCGAUGGCUCUUCUCGCCAUGUUGCCAAACUUUCAUCUCCAUCGACCCCCCGGCCCGGAUGACAAAACCGCUCUCAGGGUUAUUAAGAGACAGUUGCAUGGUGAUUUUGAAGACUUUUUUUUUGUUGCAGGCUGUGUUCCGGAGGCGAAUAAUUUGAAAGAUAAUGAGUUCUCUAUGGAAUUGAUUGGCCCUGAAUCUGGAUUUGCACCCAAACAUUAUGGAAUGGACAAGUCUGAAGUUGUUCCAAUGUGUGCAUUUUCCGAGUCCACACAAGGGAAGAUUUCUUAUGAGGGAAACAUAUUGAAGUUGGACAUGAGACCUCUUCAUGAAAACAUGGAAAACUAUGGAAAACUCUGCCGUGAACGAACAAAAAAGUAUACGACCAAAAGUAGACAGAUACAGGUCAUUGAUAAUGACACUGGAAGUCAUAUGCGACCUAUGCCAGGGAUGAUGAUUCCUCUUGGAUUUACUGAAAAGAAGAAAGCCCCGGCUAAAGCGUCUGAAGUGAAAAGAACAAGAAGGGACCGUGGAGAGAUGGAAGAUAUUAUGUUUAAGCUCUUUGAAAGGCAAUCCAAUUGGACUUUACGACAACUAAUUCAAGAGACAGAUCAACCUGAACAAUUUCUGAAAGACAUUCUCAAAGAACUUUGUGUUUACAACAACAAGGGGGAUUAA